UCGACAUAUCACAUUUUUGAAUUAUAUAGUAGUCAUAUUAACCAGCAUCAUUUUCUCGAGAAAAUCUUGAAAAUCCAAGAAAAGAAUUAUUUUUUUCUGGAGAAAUGGGUGAAAGAGAUGAUGGGUUAGCUCUGAGUCUAAGCUUGGGGUUUAGUCAACUAAAGGAACCAUCCCUGAGGUUGAAUCUAAUGCCUUCUACAACUUCUUCGUUUCCUCACAUGCAAAAUCACAAGAAUAACCAUCUCCCGCAGAAAACUCAUCACAGCUCUUGGCCUCAUUUAUUUCAAUCUUCUGGAACCACACGUAUAACCGCAGAGAGAAACUCCAACCUUGGAUCUUUUCUGAGAGGUUUCGACGUGAACAGACCUCCAUCGGUGGCGGUGGUGGUUGAGUUAGACGAAGAGACGGCCGGCAUGUCGUCUCCGAACAGCAAUGUUUCGAGUGUGAGUGGAAAUAAGAGGGAUCUUGCUGCAGCGGCGAGAGGAGAAGGAGAUGAAACCGAGGGGGAGAGAGCUUCUUGCUCACACGGCGGCGGAAGCUGUGGAAGCGACGACGAAGACGGAGCAAACAGAGACGGUUCAAGAAAGAAACUCCGGUUAUCGAAAGACGAAGCUUUGGUUCUUGAAGAGACUUUCAAAGAACAUAGCACUCUUAAUCCGAAGCAAAAGCUGGCACUAGCGAAACAGUUGAAUCUGAGGACAAGGCAAGUAGAAGUGUGGUUUCAGAACCGCAGGGCAAGGACGAAGCUGAAACAAACGGAGGUUGAUUGUGAGUAUUUGAAGAGAUGUUGCGAUAAUCUAACGGAGGAGAAUCGUAGGUUGCAGAAGGAAGUAUCUGGGCUUAGGGCGUUGAAGCUGUCUCCAAAUCUCUACAUGCAAAUGACUCCAACCACUCUUACCAUGUGCCCUUCUUGUGAACGUGUCUCAGCUUCCUCCUCUGCUGUGGCUGCUCCUCCUCCUCCCUCGUCUUAGCUCACUAGGGAAGAGUAUUCUCGGUAGUUUUAGUUAAGUAUAUACUAUAAAUAUAAGAAUGAAAACUGAAACUUAAAAGUUUUCAUGCGAGAUUAAAUUCUAUCUAUUACAAAAUGAGAAAGACGUCAGCUGGAUCUGAGACUUUUAACAAUGUAAAUUAACUCUUUGACAUAAUGCAACUAGUGG
Brassica oleracea var. oleracea is the source of this 1157-nucleotide messenger RNA. RefSeq names its product homeobox-leucine zipper protein ATHB-4-like. Bases 105 to 971 code for a protein of 288 amino acids. The transcript is spliced from 4 exons. Gene Ontology annotation, biological process: regulation of DNA-templated transcription. Lineage: Eukaryota; Viridiplantae; Streptophyta; Magnoliopsida; Brassicales; Brassicaceae. Gene Ontology annotation, molecular function: DNA-binding transcription factor activity, RNA polymerase II-specific; sequence-specific DNA binding. Gene Ontology annotation, cellular component: nucleus. The record is from RefSeq and is a predicted model, not a curated record.